Messenger RNA from Pan troglodytes (chimpanzee), 6556 nucleotides. It is a transcript of the gene CDHR1, whose product is annotated as cadherin related family member 1. The coding region runs from base 226 to 2805 and encodes 859 amino acids. Gene Ontology annotation, cellular component: plasma membrane; cell-cell junction; catenin complex. The transcript is spliced from 17 exons. Gene Ontology annotation, biological process: homophilic cell-cell adhesion; multicellular organism development; cell migration. Lineage: Eukaryota; Metazoa; Chordata; Mammalia; Primates; Hominidae. The record is from RefSeq and is a predicted model, not a curated record. Gene Ontology annotation, molecular function: calcium ion binding; cadherin binding; beta-catenin binding.
CGCUAAUUGGUCUCGUCAGGCGGCCGGCAGGAGCAGAUCCGAGCCGUGUCAUCCUCUUAGCGCCCUCACGCCACCCGCCGCUCCCGCCCCGUGCCCCCUCCCGCCGCGGCUGCAGUCGCCGCUACCCCCAUUGUGGUCUCUGCCCUCCCCGCGGGCCCAGGGCAUGCUCCGUGCCCCUGCGCCCGGUCUCGGCGGCAGCAGGCGACACUCCGCGCCGGCAGAGACAUGAGGCGCUGCCGGUGGGCCGCCCUGGCCCUGGGGCUGCUGCGCCUCUGCUUGGCUCAGGCCAACUUCGCCCCGCACUUCUUCGACAACGGGGUCGGCAGCACCAACGGAAACAUGGCUCUGUUCAGCCUCCCAGAGGACACCCCUGUAGGCUCUCACGUAUACACCCUGAAUGGGACAGACCCUGAGGGAGAUCCCAUCUCCUACCACAUCAGCUUUGACCCCAGCGCUAGAAGCGUCUUUUCUGUUGACCCCACUUUUGGAAACAUCACCCUGGUUGAAGAGCUGGACAGAGAGAGGGAAGAUGAGAUUGAAGCCAUCAUCAGCAUUUCUGAUGGCCUGAAUCUGGUGGCCGAAAAAGUCGUGAUCCUGGUGACCGAUGCCAAUGAUGAGGCGCCCAGGUUCAUCCAGGAGCCUUAUGUUGCCCUGGUUCCCGAGGACAUACCUGCUGGGAGCAUCAUCUUUAAGGUCCAUGCGGUGGACAGGGACACGGGCUCUGGAGGGAGUGUCACCUACUUCCUGCAGAACCUGCACUCCCCAUUUGCCGUGGACCGCCACAGCGGUGUGCUGCGCCUCCAGGCUGGGGCCACUCUGGACUACGAGAGGUCCCGGACCCACUACAUCACCGUGGUCGCCAAGGAUGGCGGUGGGAGGCUUCAUGGGGCUGAUGUGGUGUUCUCAGCCACCACCACGGUCACGGUCAAUGUGGAGGAUGUUCAGGACAUGGCCCCUGUCUUCGUGGGCACACCCUACUAUGGCUAUGUGUACGAGGACACCCUUCCGGGCUCGGAGGUACUGAAGGUGGUUGCCAUGGAUGGAGACCGGGGCAAACCCAAUCGAAUUCUCUACAGCCUUGUAAAUGGGAGCGAUGGAGCCUUUGAAAUUAAUGAGACAUCUGGAGCCAUCUCCAUCACUCAGAGCCCGGCCCAGCUCCAGAGAGAGGUGUAUGAGCUGCAUGUACAGGUGACCGAAAUGAGCCCUACGGGGAGCCCAGCUGCCCAGGCCACCGUCCCAGUCACCAUCAGGAUUGUGGACCUCAACAACCACCCGCCAACAUUCUAUGGAGAGAGCGGACCCCAAAACAGGUUUGAGCUGUCCAUGAAUGAGCACCCACCCCAGGGAGAGAUCCUGCGGGGCCUCAAGAUCACCGUCAAUGACUCCGACCAGGGAGCCAAUGCCAAAUUCAACUUGCAGCUGGUGGGACCCAGGGGCAUCUUCCGAGUGGUUCCACAGACAGUCCUGAAUGAAGCCCAAGUCACGAUCAUUGUGGAGAACUCAGCUGCCAUUGACUUUGAAAAGUCCAAAGUAUUAACCUUCAAGCUCCUGGCUGUUGAAGUGAACACCCCAGAGAAGUUCAGUUCCACAGCGGAUGUUGUGAUCCAGCUCCUGGACACCAAUGACAAUGUCCCCAAGUUCGACUCCCUCUACUACGUUGCCAGGAUUCCUGAGAACGCCCCAGGGGGCUCCAGCGUGGUGGCUGUCACAGCUGUGGAUCCAGAUACAGGACCCUGGGGUGAAGUGAAAUAUUCCAUCUAUGGGACUGGGGCAGACCUCUUCCUGAUCCACCCAUCCACUGGGCUUAUCUACACCCAGCCCUGGGCUAGCCUGGACGCUGAGGCCACUGCCAGGUACAACUUCUAUGUGAAGGCAGAGGACAUGGAGGGCAAGUACAGCGUAGCUGAGGUGUUUAUCACACUGCUGGAUGUCAAUGACCACCCCCCUCAGUUUGGAAAGAGCGUUCAGAAGAAGACGAUGGUGCUAGGGACCCCAGUGAAAAUUGAGGCCAUAGACGAGGAUGCAGAGGAACCCAACAACCUGGUGGACUAUUCCAUCACCCAUGCAGAGCCCGCCAACGUGUUCGACAUCAAUUCCCACACGGGGGAGAUCUGGCUCAAGAAUUCCAUCCGCUCCCUGGAUGCCCUACACAACAUCACACCUGGAAGGGACUGCCUAUGGUCCCUAGAGGUGCAGGCCAAGGACCGGGGCUCCCCAUCCUUCAGCACCACAGCCUUACUCAAGAUUGACAUCACAGAUGCUGAGACCCUCUCCCGGAGCCCCAUGGCUGCCUUCCUGAUACAGACCAAGGACAACCCCAUGAAGGCCGUGGGUGUGCUGGCCGGCACCAUGGCCACCGUCGUGGCCAUCACUGUCCUAAUCUCCACCGCCACCUUCUGGCGCAACAAGAAGUCUAACAAGGUCCUGCCAGUGCGGCGGGUGCUCCGCAAGCGGCCCAGCCCUGCGCCCCGCACCAUCCGCAUUGAGUGGCUCAAGUCCAAGAGCACCAAAGCCGCUACCAAGUUCAUGCUCAAAGAGAAACCUCCCAAUGAGAACUGUAACAACAACAGCCCAGAAAGCUCUCUGCUCCCGAGAGCUCCGGCUCUCCCUCCACCACCCAGCGUGGCGCCCAGCACUGGCGCAGCCCAGUGGACCGUGCCUACAGUCUCUGGCUCUCUCACUCCGCAGCCGACCCAACCCCCACCAAAACCCAAAACUAUGGGAAGCCCCGUCCAGUCAACUCUGAUCUCUGAGCUCAAGCAAAAGUUUGAGAAGAAGAGUGUGCACAACAAGGCUUACUUCUAGUGUGUGCCCUAUGACCCCCCAUCUUUCCUCCGCCCCUGACCCCCACCACCCUGCUGCUCGGACUAUGCUCCCCUUCCUCUGCUCCUUAAGGUCACUGACCCCUGUUUUGCACAAUGGUAUAAUCCCCACUGUCCUCAUCUCUACCGCCACCUUCUGGCGCAACAAGAAGUUGCGCUCUGACAGGGCUCUAGUCAGGGCCUUGGGCAAGACAUUGGGCUAUAGGAUGCAAUUGGCAAAUACGUCCCCGUUACUCAAAUCCUUGGCACUACUACAAUGCCCUCCAUUCUUCAGGGCUGAGAAUUGACGAGAAGCCAGCUCUAUGUGUCUUCUACUCACCCAUCCCAGACCUCACAGUCCCUCAGGUUCUACUGGGAUCUCAUCAUCAUCCUUAGUCAAGCAGCAGGGCCCUGGCCACGUGGAGCAACACUGACUAGAAUCUGGAUCCUGACGCCUGCAGCUGAGAGCAGGAGCAGGAAAAGGAGGCUCAGCACUGUCUCAGGCUGGAGGUCAGCGAACCUCGUGGGCUGUAGGAAAGCAAAUGUAGGUAAGGGGAGAGCAAGGAUGCACAGAAAACACACUGACUGUGGGACUGUGCCAGGAUGCAUUUGGAAAGAUAGAGCAUUCUGUCUGGGCAGAGACUGUGGACCCUGGUAUGCCCACGUGGGACAAGGGACACAGAGGUGGAAGAUGAGCCUUGCCAAGAGUGAGGGCAGAUGUCUCCAGCCAGGACUGCCCUGAGCCCCAAAAUGUCAAAGCUGGAGCUAUAGAGGUAGCCCUAAAGGCAACUAGAAGAGCAUCAGGGCUGCUCUCUGAGGAGCUGCCCCACCAGCCAUCCUUGAAGAGACAAUUCAGGGCAGUUGAUGAAUAUCAGGGCUGAGAUGUGGGGAGACUUCCGUUUUUAUCCAGCUCUUCUGCUCACAUCGCCUAACCUUGGGAAAGCUGUUUAAAGUCGCUGAUCAUCCUCUUCCUCAUUUGUAAAUGAAGAAAGUAGGCCCUGUCUACCUCACAUGCAGGUCUAGGGUGAGGAUUGAAGAAAAUAGUGGUGAUGAGGGCUUUAACCAAGUGCAAGGUGGCAUGAAUGCAAAGUAUUUUUCUGCAGCCCAGUUCUGUGGGUGCAGCUCUUCCAGAAAGUAUUAGGAGCCUCACAGCUACUCUGCCAAGCGCCCCAGCAGGCACUGUGCUGGGCUUAGGGGCUACCACUGGAUGAUGGCAUUGCCGUGACUCACACACCUCUCCUUCUGUUCUUCCCUCACUCCAUUCCCGCUACCGUCCUGGCCAGCUACCAUCAGAGAGAACCAGAGCUCCAAGUCUUUAAUUUGCCAAGAUGAAGAAAAUGAGUUCCCAAGGAGGGAAUGCUUUGCCUGAGGCCACACAGCAGGUUGGUGGCAAGGAUCUUGUCUAGCCAGGGCAGCCCUCAUCAGCUUGUGACAACCUUCCCCAGGACAGAAGUCAUACAAGGCCUCUGGGGUUAAUACAAAUAGGUUGUGCCCUGCUUUAAGGAACCUGCUAUCAGGAAAUCUACAUGUGUGCACAGAGAGAGAAAAGUAGAACAGUUCUUUGCAUUUGGCUCUACUUACUAACAACCCCUCUAGAAUACAUUGGUGAUUUCAUUUAAAGAGAUUGUAUGCACUUGUGGCUUUCCUGAUUUCUGAGUCUGUGUUUGGAGGUGUUACUGAGAUGUGCCAGUGUGCAGAAUCCUUGCUGGGGUUUCUACAGUCCCCAACGUGAACAGUAUUAAGCAAGAGGUGGACUCGAGCAAUCCAGGAGCCCAGACUGAGCAAAUAAGUACUUUCCAGCCUGUGUUUCAGGAGAGGACUGCUGGAUCAUGCUUGCCCUCCAUAGGGAAUACAGCAUCCUUACAGCUUGCAUGCAAUCAACCUCUUUUGUAAAUGGAAAAUAAAGUCUGUUACCCAAAGGCCAUGCGGAUCCCCUGCUCCCUGCUUUCAUUUAUGUUUGCUGACCUGUGGAGACCAGUCUUUCUGACACACAGUGAAGCUCAACUUGCCUCCUGGCUGCUUCAGCAGGUGGAUCCAUUCUUCGACCCCCAGAUCUGACUCUAAAGAAGGCUGAAAAUUUUUGUCCAAAUUGCUAUGCAGAUAUCUUGAACAGCAGAACAUUUGCAGGCCUUGUCUACUGGACUUUUCUCCCAGACAGGACAAGCCCAGGCAGGGCUGCAUGGAGAGGAAUGGAACCUGGAGCUAGAAUUAAUUGCCCACUCUCCCACCCUACCAGUGCAGCCCGGCAAGGGCAGGAAUUGGGAGGCCUAGGGUGGGCAUGAAAGCUUGGGAAGCACUGUCGUCUCUCAGACAGGCGUCCUAAGACCUCUAGGCUGGAAGCUCAGGCUUGCAAAUGGAUCCGGGACCGAGGGUGGUCUCUUGGACAACCCCAGGAACUUGGACCAAGGGAGAGCCAAUCUUGCAAACUGGCCAUGGAUGGGGAAGUGCCCAGUAGCCAGCAUGAGCCACACUAGGAAAGAGGAGGAGGGUGCAGCCAAACUUAAGGCACCGGCAAGUGUUGUCAGCACUGGAGGAGACCCCGCCAGUGGGGUGAGGCCAGCCAAGUCCCUGUGUUACGAAUGGUGGGCCAAGGGGCUGUCUGCUCGGUCCCAGUAGGACAGGCAGAGCUCCAGGCUAGUACCAUGGUAGGCCUCCAGGGAAAGAGCUGGGAGACAAGAAUGGCACACUGGGCAGGCUUGCCCAUUCCUGGCCCUGAGAAUGGAGCUGUAGCCUCAUGGACAAUAAAUGGAUGUGACACCAAAUACUCUGCAGAGUCAUUUUCCUCCUGCGGCUGAGCUCAGAUCUUCCAAUCACAUGAAAUAACAAAGUCCUUUACAGUUUGACAGCCCUAGGUCUGAAUUCUGGUUCUGCCAUUAAUUGUGACUUUGGGCAAGAGGUCAAGUCUCUCUGGGCCUCACUUUCCUCAUUAACACAGGGUGCAAAGUAUGGUUGCAGAGAGGAUGAAAAGAGCUAAUAUAUGUAAAGUGCCUAGCACCGGCUUUGUAUCUACUUACACAAGCUCAGUAGACACUUGCCGUGACUGUGGCCCACAUACUAGAACACCAUGUCCUGAAAGAGAGGACCCCCUCCAUGCAUCCUCACCCCCCAGGAUGUUUCCACCCACCUGUAGGUCCAGAAGCUUUUACUUCAUGCUAGAAAAAGAGAAGAGAGUGGAUCCAGAGGGGAGUGGAGGACAGGGCAGAUGCCACAGCAUCUGUGGCCGGUGCAGCCAGCAGCCUGCGUUUGGGCGUUGACAUUCCAGGGGAGUUAGGAACAAUGAGAGGUCCCUAAGAACUUGUGGAACUCUGUCCUCAAGCAGCUGUCCCUCAGAAUCCUGCUGGAAAAGUGUGAUCAGAGCUGGGAAGGAGCCACCAUGCUCUGCUUCUCUAAGGAUUUCGGUGAUUCUAUUUUUAGGGACUGAAGGCGUUGAGGGAAUCCAAGGCCAGUCCACCUGCCAGGGGUGUUGGCAUCUGUCGACAGGCAGUGGCACAUCCUGACAGUCUUCAAGGGCCUUGGCCACCAAGGGAUGGAGAGGGAGAAUGGAGAAGAUGCCACAUGAGGAAUGAGGCAGGAGACUGGCAUGUGCCACAUGGAGGACCCCUUAGGAAACUCACAAACAACCUAGGGAGGGGUUCUCUGAAGGGCCUAGUUUCCAGAAUGAGGCGGUCAUGGCUUAAGCGACCAUCAUUUGAUCAAUAAAGCAGAGUAGCAACAGGCUGAUGUUGGGGACAUCGGUUUGAUGUUAUAAAAUCGUG